Messenger RNA from Scatophagus argus, 4167 nucleotides. It is a transcript of the gene mtf2, whose product is annotated as metal response element binding transcription factor 2. The record is from RefSeq and is a predicted model, not a curated record. Gene Ontology annotation, biological process: regulation of DNA-templated transcription; chromatin organization. Gene Ontology annotation, molecular function: DNA binding; chromatin binding. The coding region runs from base 216 to 2075 and encodes 619 amino acids. Gene Ontology annotation, cellular component: nucleus. Lineage: Eukaryota; Metazoa; Chordata; Actinopteri; Scatophagidae. The transcript is spliced from 15 exons.
AUAAUGCACUCCCCGAUCAUCAGCGGGAAACCAAAAUGGCGAACGUGUUGGGGGAAAAUGAUCCGUUUGUUAUUUUCUGAGGAAGGCACAAGCCCUGCACGUUUUCACGGUAUACUUUCGAAAUAACUUCAACUUCAGAAGGAACGGGAUAAAAGCGGUCACUCACAUCCUGAUAUUUUGUAGUACGAGUCGUUUGUAGAAGCGGAGGUGACCGAAUGAGAGACUCAGGGGUUGUGGAUCACAUCUCUGUCCACCACAGAGCUCACUCUCAGCAGCAGCAGGCUGUGUCCUUGUCCCCCACGAGCCUUUCUGCUAGGGGAGAGUAUGGAGAAGACAGUAUGUCUGACAGGUUUACAGAGGGACAGGACGUCUUGGCCCGGUGGUCAGAUGGCUUGUUCUAUUUGGGGACAAUCACCAAGAUAGAUCGGGACAAGCAGCGAUGCUUUGUUGUUUUUGAGGAUCGGUCAAAGUCUUGGGUUCUCUGGAAGGAUAUUCAGACAGGAGAUGAAGAUGAUGAGGAUGAUGAGGACGAUGACAUUGUGUGCUCCAUAUGCCAGGAUGAAACCUCAGAGGAGCCCAAUGAGAUUGUUAUCUGUGAUAAGUGUGGACAAGGCUACCAUCAGCUGUGUCACUCUCCCAUCAUCGAUGCCGCUGUUAUUGACUCGGAUGACAAGUGGCUCUGCUCAGAGUGUGAGCUCACUUCUAUGCCUAAGAGGGGGGCUGCACACAGGAGGGCAGCUUCUGCUAAAGGCUUUCUGCAGCAGGAGCAGCAGCAGCAGCACAUGGAGCUGCACGUGUCCUUCCCGUACGCUCUGAAUGAACUGGUGUGGGACCAGGGCCACAAGACUAACAUCCAGCAGUGCUACUGCUACUGUGGAGGGCCAGGAGACUGGUUCCUGAAGAUGCUGCAGUGUAACAGAUGUCAGCAGUGGUUCCAUGAGGCCUGUCUCCAUUGCUUACAGAUGCCCCUGCUCUACGGAGAUAGGUUUUACCUGUUUAUUUGUUCUGUUUGCAAUGGUGGACCAGAGUACCUCAGACGGCUACCCCUCAGAUGGAUGGAUGUCGCACACCUGAGCCUGUAUAACCUGAGUGUGAUCCACAAGAAAAAGUACUUUGACUCUGAGAUGCACCUGAUGACUUACAUCAAUGAUAACUGGGAGCUUCUGCAGCUGGGGGAGCUCACCAACACUCCGAGAUCGGAGCGAUAUGAAAGUGUUCUGGAGGCCUUAAACAACAACAGCAGCAUGUUCAUGUCGGGGAAGGAGGUUAAGAAAAAGAAGCACUUGUUUGGGCUGAGGAUCCGUUUCCCUCCUGCUCCUCCCAACUCUGAUGAACCAACCAGCAAAAUGAUGGAAAGGGCUUCACACGAGAUCACCAUUAAGGGAUGCAAGCCCACUAAAGCCCUAACUGGCAUGAGACCUUGCAGUGCAUUAACCAAUGGCACAGACAAGAAGAAAAAGAAGAAGAAGAAGAAAAAAAGGAAGCAAGUAACACGUUCUCUGGAGACUCUGGCCAAACGACAACGCUCCAGUGAACUCUUAUCCCAGGAAAUAAGAAAGCCGCUGCCACUAGAGUCCCACACAUUGGAUCACUUAACCUCUACCAAGAGUGACAGGUCUCUGCUGUCCUCAGAUGUGGAAUCCAUAGGAGCCCUGAGCACCACAGAAACUACCUCAACUAGCAUUUCAAGACAGUCCAGCCUCUGUAGCUCCAGCAAGACACGCACCACAGCCUGUGUCAUGCCUGUUUCCUCUCCGCCUUUGAAAAGGAAACGUGGGCGGCCACGACGGGCCCUGCAGACCCCCAACCCAGAGAUCCCACCUCCCAGCCAUGCAGACCCAAACCCCUCAGUAUCAGAGGUGCUGAGUCCACUCACAGGGCUUCACUCCUCAGACAUCGUUCACGGCAUGGACCCCAACAGCCAGCUGUCCCACCUCAAGAGCUCCAUCAGCAGCUAUUUCGGAGCUGCAGGGCGACUGGCUUGUGGGGAAAAGUACAAAGUACUGGCACGACGGGUCACCCUCGACGGCAAGGUGCAGUACCUGGUGGAGUGGGAAGGAGUCACUGCCUCCUAGACUUGUUGUGGUCAGCCCUUCUAACUUCAUACCAGCACCGAUAAGAGGUUUAUGGCUGUGCCUGAAGACAUUGUGUACACAACCUGUAUUGAGAGCAUUAAUUGAUGUAUGCUUGUUUAGUUUAGACAGGGACAUGUUUUUCCUGUUAAGCUUACUGUAAAGCCUACUGGUUCGGUGCUGUCCAGGGUGAUUGUAGUACAAUAAAACAUGUCUCUUCCUCAUGCAUUUUAAAGAUUACAUUUCACCAAUAGACCAGGCAUGGUCAUGUUAUCACACCUUAUUUCUGUUUUUUCUUUUAACUUUCAGCGUCUGCUUUGAAUGUUUACAGAUUCCCCAUUUAUUCAGGGGCAAAUAAUUGGUCAGUGCACUGCACCUGUAGGCUUUCAGUUAAUCUUUAUUGUGCUUGAUUUUUAAUCCAGUGAUAUGCUCUUUAUUUCCAGACCAGUUGAGUAUGAAAGUGUAAGUUUUUUGACAGAUUGUAGUUGGACAGGCAUUAAACAGUGAAUGGAGGAUAAGAGAAGGAGGGAAGGUUUUGUUUGAAAAAAAAAAAUCAUUAAUUUCACUACCGUAAUUAUGCAGUGAAUAAUUACAUGUAUUUGGUUCCCAUUUAUUCUCUUACCAUAUUUGGUAAAUAAUAGCCCCUGGUUCUCUCAUCCCAGUACCUCUUGUUGCCUUGGGCAAACAUAUCCUUCAGUCGUUUUUUUGGAAAGUGUGCUCACUUGUGAGCAGUUCGGGAGGAACCCAAAACAAAAGAGACGUGCUGCUGCAAAUGUUUAUUUUAUAUAAAAUUAUACUACAUUUAUUAUUACAUUUUCCACUUGUACUUUCUCAUGCCUUUUUCUGUUCCACAGAGCAGAUUUUUCCUGAUUUUCUUCUCUUCUUGUUAAUUGUUGAUUGCACAUAUCAAAUUAUGUCUGUUAGGCUGUCAUCUUAUUACCAACAGAUAGUUUGAGCUUUUCACCUCACACAUGGCAGCAUUUUCAUCGAUGGUAAACUUCUUCAAAUACUUAAUGUUGGUCAUAACUCUUUAAAUUUAAAUUGAGAUUUUGAAAAGUUACAUCCCCAAAUCAAGAGUAAUUUCCGCAUAUAAAUGAUCUGUAACCCAAACUCAAGAGGACUACUCGUAACCUUUUUAAAACGUUUUGAUUUGAAAUUGACUAAAUGACUGUUAACUCUUAAAUCUUAAGGACCUAUUUAGUUUUUACUUUGUCUAAUAGUUAUUCAAGAAAAAUAAAAUGCUGUAUAAGAUGAAUGUUGUAUAUUAAAGUUCUCAUACCUAGAGUUCAGAAUUGUUCCAAUUUCUGUGCUGCCUAUGCAAGUUAGUCCUGGUUAAAGAUGUUUUUCAGCCAUAUAAUUGGACUGUGUGGCUUGACAAAGUGGAGCUUCAGCAUUAUUAUUGUGAUGAUUUGACUCAGUUGUCAAAUUUUUUUGUGACGGGUGGAGAAAAAAAAAAAAAGACUUAGAUUUUUGCUUUUACAGUCAAGAUCGCAUUGUAGUUUACGCACUCAGGAUGUGCCCAAAAACAUCACUGCAUUGUAUAGGCCAUUUGCAGCUUGUCAGGAGGUCUUGAUAUAAGUUAUUCACUCAGUUGUGUUGGUCAGUAUUGUUAUAUCAGGUGCUCCAUUUGGAACAUUACGUUGUAUGCAUGUAUAUUUUUUUAAAGAAGGAAAACUAUUGCAGCUUGUUUGUACUGCUACACUUGCUUGUCUGAACUGAAUUGGAAAACAGUCACUGGAAAACGAAUGCUGUAUGUCAUUGCAAGAGGUAGAUAUUCAGUUAGUGUGGCUGUCUUUUUUUUUUUUUUUUUUGGAGAUGUUUCUGUUAUCGUUCAAGUGGACAGACCUUUUUUGACAGAUACCUCUUCAUUCUGCAGAUGUAAUCAAUGCAUCUGAAACUUUUCUCCUCUGUUCAGCCAGUGUGUCAGCCCACAUAUUGCUGCCACUGGCUUCCAGCAGGCUUCUCUAGCCAAAGAACAUACACAUAACGUCUGCUUGAGAUUCUUUUUUUAUUACAUUUUUUAUACAUCAUUAUAUAGGUUGACGUGUUACUUCUGAACUUGUUUAGUUAAAGGAUAAAUAAAAGCUGAUAUUUU